Messenger RNA from Maudiozyma saulgeensis, 1050 nucleotides. NCBI's taxonomy places the organism in Eukaryota, Fungi, Ascomycota, Saccharomycetes, Saccharomycetales, Saccharomycetaceae. The record is from the annotation of a GenBank genome assembly.
AUGGUUGCAAGAAGUAAUACAUAUAGUGUUAGAAGACCUAACACUAUUAAUAAUAAUAAUAAUAAUAAUAAUAUGAAUAGUAGUAUGAAUAUGGGAGAUCCAUUCUUUCCACAAUAUCCAAUGAAUUCAAAUACAAAUAAUAAUAAUAAUAAUAAUAAUAAUAUGAGAAGAAAUACAAGUGUCCGCCGUACAAGAAGUAUUAAUGCUCAUAUAUACACACCUGUAUCAAACGAAAAUAAUUCAAGAUCAAUAGCAAUCGGUUCAUCACCUUAUGAUUUUGCAAAUAGUUUAGCUACACAAAAUAAAGGUAUGAAACCUUUAUUAAAUGAUAAUCAAAUUAUGUCUCCAUAUCAAUUACAAAAACAAAAAAUGCAAAAAUCAUUCGUUUUCUCAAAUGGUGAAGUAUUUACACCAAGAACUCCUUGUAAUAACACAGCAACUCCAACUUUAAUUAAACCUGUUGAUAAUGAGGAUUCAAUAGUAACAUCAUCUCCUAAGAAAUCUCGUGGAAAGUUGUCAAGUUUUUUUAAAGGUUUAGUAAGAAAUAAAUCUAUAUCAAGAGACUCAAAUAAAAAUAAACCUGUUGUUCCAACUUUUACUCCAAUUCCUGUAGUUACAAUAACAGUACCCACAACUCCUUCACUUAACAUAAAUAAUAAAAAUGAUAAUAUUUUACAAAGACUUGAAAAACAAUGGGAUACCGUUCAUUUAAACACUUCAAUAAAUAAUUCUAUUUCAACUCCAACGAUACAUUCUACAUCGUUCGGCUCUUCUUUAUCAAUAUCAUUAAAUGAUUCAUUAGAUAUUGAUGAAAAUGAAAACAAUCAAUUAAAAAAUAAUCGUCAUGUUAAAUUUGCUACAGGAGUUUAUGUCGAUGAAACAUUUAGUGGAUUGGAAUAUGAACGUGCAGAUUCCGAAGAUGAUGGGAAAGGAGAUUCAGGUGUAUCAAAUUUUAAUAAUAAUUCAAUUAAAGCCGAAGUUAAUCAAUACAAGAGAAAUGAAAUGUUUGUUCAUCCUGAUAGCAGACGUAAUACACAUUUUUUUCGAUAA